CUGAACAGCCAUGUUGCAGGUGCAGCAUAGCCUCCAUGAGCUACUACUCCUGCUGCAGGCGAGGUCUCCGUCUCCACAUGCAGCCCUAGUGGUCUAUGCCUUGCUCGUCUGCCCUCUUCUCGUCAUCCUGGUCGUGCGCCGCUUUGGGACGGCCACCGCAAGAGAGCAGCUGCUGAGCAAGCUGCCUUCUCCCAGCUUCAGGCUGCCCAUCAUCGGCCACCUGCACCUCGUUGGCUCCCUCCCGCACGUCUCCCUCCGCGACCUCGCCGCCAAGCACGGCCGCGACGGGCUCAUGCUCCUCCGCCUCAGCGCCAUCCCGACGCUCGUCGUCUCGUCGCCGAGCGCUGCCCAGGCCGUGCUGCGCACGCACGACCACGUCUUCGCGUCCCGGCCCUACUCCCCCGUCACCGAAAUCCUCUUCUGCGGCCCCUCGGACGUCGCCUUCUGCCCCUACGGCGAGCACUGGCGGCAGGUCAAGAAGAUCGCCACCACGCACCUGCUCACCAACAGGAAGGUCCGCUCCUACCGCCAUGCGCGCGAGCACGAGGUGAUGUUGGUCAUGGCCAAGAUUGGAGAUGCAGCCUCCAAAUGCACCUCCAUCGACUUGAGUGACCUUCUUAGUGCCUUCACAUGUGACAUCGUGUGCCAUGUCGUCUCCGGCAAGCUUUUCAGGAAACAAGGCCACGAUAAACUCUUUCAUGAGCUCAUCGACGCCAACGCAUUGCUUAUCGGUGGAUUUAACCUGGAGGACUACUUUCCCAUGUUGGUGAAGCUGGGCAUCAUCAAGAGGAUGGUUUGUGCCAAAGCUCGAAAGGUUAACAAGAUGUGGGAUGACCUUCUCAAUAACCUCAUCGAUGAGCAUGCAAGCAAGCCGACGUCAGAACAUGACAACGAGGAGAAUGACUUCAUCGAUGUGUUGCUUUCUAUUCAACACAAGUACAACCUCACGAGAGACCAUAUUAAAGCCCAGAUGGCGAUCAUGUUCGAAGCUGGGACAGAUACAUCAUUUAUAGUACUGGAAUAUGCGAUGAUUCGGCUCGUGCAAAAUCCCCACCUCAUGCAGAAGCUACAAGAUCAGUUGAGGAGUUCUAUACCAAAGGGAAAAGAAAUGGUUACCGAAGAUGAUAUCAACAAUUUGGCCUAUUUGGAGGCGGUCAUCAAAGAGACACUUCGGCUCCACAUGCCCGCACCGCUCCUUGUGCCCUACCUCUCCAUGGUCGACUGCAACAUAAAAGGCUACAAGAUACCUUCAGGAACACGCACCAUCAUCAAUAGUUGGGCCCUUGCAAGCACUACACCACGGUUAAGUUUUGGUGACACAUCAAUCUGUUGGAAUAUGGUACCUUUGCCGACAGAUAAUUUGCCGCUAACACAUAUGCUGACAGAAGACAAAAUAGUCGGAGGACUUGCUGUGGGCAAAGGUAUUGCCGACAGAAGUUCACUUGCCGACACUUUUUUGGUCGGCAUACACCCUACCUACGCCGACAGAUGAUAUGUCAAUGUACACCCUACAUACGCCGACACAUGGUCUGUUUGUUUACACCCUACCUAUGCCGACAGAUGGUAAGACAACAUACACCCUACCUAUGCCGACACUUGGUCUGUCCAAAUAGGUCUUUAGCAUUGCCGACACUUAGUCUGUCUAAAAAGGUCUUUGGCAUUGCCAACACAUAGUUUGUCUGGCUACGGGUGUAGUUCUGCCGACACUUUCUCCAAUGGAAUGUUUUUGCCGACAUAUAAAUUGUUGGUGAGAUGGUAUACUACCAGAACUACAAUUGGCUAUUGCUCUGAUUCAAAUGUCAUACAAUGUUCAACUCUUAUCCACAAACAAGAUCAAGAACACAUAUUGCACAAUCAUUGAUCACAGAUUCAAACUCAAGUCAAUCUUGACAAAGCAAAGUUUGGCCAUGUUGGCAAACAUCCAGAAAACACAAGUCACAUAAAAGGACCCUUAUUUGAUGGUCUAAAAGAGUUCAAACACUAAAUGGUCCAAACACUUAAGUCACAUCCACAGGAUUUCUACUCCAUAACACUUGAACACCAAAUGGUCCAGAACACACAUAAGAUUCAUGAUUACAAUUAAGUUGGCUGAUCCAAAAUACUGCAGUCAACCAAAUGCUCCAUAACACUCCAAAGUCAUCACAUCCAUGAAUACUAGGUGGCUGAUUACCUGAAAAUAUUACACAAGAAUUUGGUAGAAAGUGCAGUCAGCUCAAGUUCUUCGAAGCUCAUAGGGAGAUUGGCAGCCAAGAGAAGCACAAG
Molecule: messenger RNA, 2262 nt
Organism: Triticum aestivum (bread wheat)
Lineage: Eukaryota; Viridiplantae; Streptophyta; Magnoliopsida; Poales; Poaceae
Product: indole-2-monooxygenase
Exons: 3
Coding region: 11-1492 (493 amino acids)
Molecular function (GO): iron ion binding; oxidoreductase activity, acting on paired donors, with incorporation or reduction of molecular oxygen; monooxygenase activity
Source: RefSeq, a predicted model, not a curated record